AUGACUACAGGAACUAAUGGUGCUCGGCGCAUAACGUCGCUGCUGCGCCCAUCAAGACUCGACUCUGGCGUAUGCCGAAGCUGUUCAGAAACCUUGGGCCGUCGCAACUACGCCUCUGCUGCCACCGAAUCCACAUCUGCAUCAACCACUCCUCCUCCUUCCACAACCUCCGUGAACCCCGUCUACACCAUCAAUGCCGGCGUGGUUCUCUCCCGCCCGCCCCAGGUCACCCGCGACCUUGAGCCCUUCGAGAAAGCAUACUACUUCUACCAGAAGCGUUUGAAUGAGCGUCUGGCCCUCCCCUUCACCAAAUACUUUUACUUCAAGCGCGGUACUCCGUUAGACGAGGACUGGAAGAAGAAGAUCCAGGAGCGUCUUACUCCUGCGCGCGACAUCGGAAAGUACAACGCGUACUCCAGUGAUGCAUGGAAUGACGAACUGCUUCUUGGUGCCAAGGAGGCAGAGCCUGAGUACCAGGUCGAGCUGCUGGUCCAGGAUGCCGAGUCUACCGCCAAUGCGACGUCUCAGGAUACCAGCAAGAAGGAGGAGAUUCCGCGCCCACACAGCCGAGUGACGGAGGCCGACAAGAAGGGUGAUUACAAGAGUCUGAACCGUUUGUUGUCCAGGACUUUGUAUCUGCUCGUUCAGUCAAAGGAGGGAUAUUGGAAGUUCCCUAGCUCUCCCGUGGAAGUGGACGAGACUCUUCGCCAGGCCGCUGAGCGUACUUUGGCCCAAUCUGCCGGUGUCAACAUGAACACCUGGAUGGUCGGUUUCCACCCCGCCGGCCACCACGUCUACAACAACCGCAAGCCCCGAAUCGAGGAGGCUACCGGUGUCUCAACCCACGGAGAGAAGACCUUCUUCCUCAAGUCCCGCAUCAUGGCCGGUCAGGCCGAUCUGACCAACAGCCUUCAGAAGCUCCAGGACUACAAGUGGGUGUCGAAGGACGAGAUCUCGCAAUUCGUGACACAGAAAUACUACAGCUCCAUCAAGAACAUGCUGGCUGAUCGUUAA
Penicillium verhagenii is the source of this 1014-nucleotide messenger RNA. RefSeq names its product mitochondrial 54S ribosomal protein mL46. Gene Ontology annotation, cellular component: mitochondrial large ribosomal subunit. The transcript is spliced from 3 exons. Lineage: Eukaryota; Fungi; Ascomycota; Eurotiomycetes; Eurotiales; Aspergillaceae. The record is from RefSeq and is a predicted model, not a curated record. Bases 1 to 1014 code for a protein of 337 amino acids. Gene Ontology annotation, molecular function: structural constituent of ribosome.